Molecule: messenger RNA, 855 nt
Organism: Lasiosphaeria miniovina
Lineage: Eukaryota; Fungi; Ascomycota; Sordariomycetes; Sordariales; Lasiosphaeriaceae
Exons: 3
Coding region: 1-855 (284 amino acids)
Molecular function (GO): protein binding
Source: RefSeq, a predicted model, not a curated record
AUGGCCGACAGCUUUCGCGAAGAGAUACUUGACGCGCAGGUCAGCACGGGCGCUAAUUUGGAGAUGGCCGAGGGCGCUGGCGGCAAUGAAGACAAACCCAACAAUUUCGAGCUCCCCUUCGCUGAAGGCAGUGGCGAGGAUCCUCCGGCGCCGCGCGUAACCUUCCUACAGUACCUGACGAGUCCCAUCAUUACCCUUCUGGUUGGAUCAGGCGACAACGAGACAAUUCUCACGGCCCAUCAAGGCCUGCUGACCGAAAGCCCGUUCUUCUCUGCAGCUUGCGCCGAGUUUCUCGAUGACGGAAGCCCCCACCACAUUGAGCUUCCCAGCGAGGACUUUGACGCCAUUAGCUGCUUCCUCGAGUUCCUCUACACGGGCGACUACUUCCCCCGCAAGAUCCCCGGUCAGCGCGCGCUUGAGAAGGAUUCGUCGACUCCCGACGUCGAUGCUACUGGCGACCAGCUUCUCAAGCAUGCCAAGGUCUACACUCUGGCCGAGAAGUUUGGCCUCUCACAGCUCAAGAACCUGGCCUGGAGCAAGAUCCACCUCGUCAAAUCGACCGCCAUGGCCGAGAUUGCAUACGCGCGCUACGUCUACGAGUUCACCUCCAAAGACGACUCAUCAAUCCGCGCCCCCGUUGCCAGCUUCUGGGCCACGCGCAGCCACACCCUCUGCGCCGAGGCCGAGGAACAGUUCCGCGGCCUGUGCUUGGAGUUCCCGCAAUUCGGCUACGACAUCCUCACUCGGGUCCUCAACGAGAAGCUCAAGCGCGAGCGCGACGAGAAAUUGCACCUAGUUAUGCCCAGCAGCGCCCGCAAGCGCCCCCGCCACAGCAGCAGCGCCGCCGCCACUUAG